CACAACAAGCUACAUUGUCCACAACAGGAACGGCUUCAUCUCCUGCACAACAAUCGACUACGACUGAAGGACAAAGUUCUUCAGAAUUCACUUCAUUUAUAACUGGACGAUUUUCAUCUAGUGUGGAAAAAACAAGCCAGCAAAUACAAACCACUCAGAUUUCAUCUACCACUGAACCAGAAUCUACAUCGAGAGGACAGUCUACUUUUACAACAGCUGUAACACCUAUGACUAUGAUCUCAUUACAAUCAUCUACCAUUGAAAGUGGUUCAACACCAGAAGCUACAUUGUUCACAAAAAGUAUGACUUCAUCUCCUAAACCACCAUUGUCUACAAUUGAAGGGCAAAGGACCUCAGAAUUCACUUCAUCUGCAAUAAGGAUGUCUUCAUCUAAUGUUGAACAAACAAGCCAGCAAUCACAACCUACCCAAACUCCGACUACUAGAGAUUCACAGGCUACAGAGACAGCACAAUUAACUCAUCCAACAGCCGUGACACCUAUGAGCCUGACCUCUAUACAGUCUUCUACCAUUGAAGGUAGUUCAACACAACAAGGUACAUUGUCCACAACAGGUAUACCUUCGUCUCCUGCACAAUCAUUGACUGCAACUGAAUCAGAAAGUAAUUCAGAAUUCACUUCAUCUUUAACUGAAAACUUUACAUCUAGUGUGGAACAAACAAGCCAGCAAGCACAAACCACUACGAUUUCAUCUACCACAAAACCAGAUUCUACAAAGACAACACAAUCAACUUUUACAACAAUUGUAACACCUGUGGGCAUGACCUCAUUCCAAUCAUCUACCAUUGAAGGUGGUUCAACACAAGAAGCUACAUUGUUCACAACAGGUACGCCUCCGUCUUUUGCACCUCCAUUGUCUACGACUGAAAGGCAAAGUAUUUCUGAGUUCACUUCAUCUGCAAUACACAUGUCUUCAUCUAAUGUUGAACAAACAAGCCAGCAAUCACAAACCACCCAAUUUCCGUCUACUACAGAAUCACAGGCUACACAGACAGCACAGUUAACUUUUACAACAGCUGUGACACCUAUGAGUCUGACGUCAUUACAGUCGUCUACCAUUGAAGGUGGUUCAACACAACAAGCUACAUUGUCCACAACAGGAACGGCUUCAUCUCCUGCACAACAAUCGACUACGACUGAAGGACAAAGUUCUUCAGAAUUCACUUCAUUUAUAACUGGACGAUUUUCAUCUAGUGUGGAACAAACAAGCCAGCAAAUACAAACCACUCAGAUUUCAUCUACCACUGAACCAGAAUCUACAUCGAGAGGACAGUCUACUUUUACAACAGCUGUAACACCUAUGACUAUGAUCUCAUUACAAUCAUCUACCAUUGAAAGUGGUUCAACACCAGAAGCUACAUUGUUCACAAAAAGUAUGACUUCAUCUCCUGAACCACCAUUGUCUACGACUGAAGGGCAAAGGACCUCAGAAUUCACUUCAUCUGCAACGGAUGUCUCUUCAUCUAAUGUUGAACAAACAAGCCAGCAAUCACAACCUACCCAAACUCCGACUACUAGAGAUUCACAGGCUACAGAGACAGCACAAUUAACUCAUCCAACAGCCGUGACAUCUAUGAGCCUGACCUCUAUACAGUCUUCUACCAUUGAAGGUAGUUCAACACAACAAGGUACAUUGUCCACAACAGGUAUACCUUCGUCUCCUGCACAAUCAUCGACUGCAACUGAAGCGGAAAGUAAUUCAGAAUUCACUUCAUCUUUAACUGAAACUUUACAUCUAGUGUGGAACAAACAAGCCAGCAAACACAAACCACUCGAUUUCAUCUACCACAAAACCAGAUUCUACAAAGACAACACAAUCAACUUUUACAACAAUUGUAACACCUGUGGGCAUGACCUCAUUCCAAUCAUCUACCGUUGA
Puntigrus tetrazona (Sumatra barb) is the source of this 1898-nucleotide messenger RNA. Its product is annotated as mucin-3A-like. The coding region runs from base 228 to 1898 and encodes 556 amino acids. The transcript has a single exon. Lineage: Eukaryota; Metazoa; Chordata; Actinopteri; Cypriniformes; Cyprinidae. The record is from RefSeq and is a predicted model, not a curated record.